Molecule: messenger RNA, 3279 nt
Organism: Paramecium octaurelia
Lineage: Eukaryota; Ciliophora; Oligohymenophorea; Peniculida; Parameciidae
Source: the annotation of a GenBank genome assembly
AUGGCAUCUUUAAUCUAUGAACAAUUAGUAGCAGCAUAUACAAAUACCGAUAAUUAAAUCAGAAAUCAAGCAGAGAAAUCUUUAGUCAAUUCGUUGUAGGAAAACUAUUAGAAUUUUUAAUUUAUUGCUUAAUUAGCAGAAAAGCAAGACAAAAGUACUUAUUUCUUGCUAAAUUAUAGUGUAGGAAUAAGCUGCCAAUUUGUUGAAUUCAGUCGUAAUGAAAAUGCUAAAUACUAAUCCAAGUACUAAUAGUUGAUAUUAAUUAGAUUAAUUAACAAUCCAACAUGCUGAAUCAUUGAUUUCUGUGCUAACCUCUUAAAACACUCCCUUAAAAUACAAAUAAUCUCUUAUUUAAUCUUUAAGUUAAAUUUCUAGAAGAAAUAAAAGUAAUACUUCAAUUUAAUUUUAGAUGUAAAGACUGAAAUUGAAAGGAAGAUGAAAGAAUUCUUACAGGGAGAAUAGUAAUGGUAAAAAUAAUCUGGAAUAUUGUUCUUUAAGAUUUUGGCAGACUCUGUCGAACUUUAGAAUUUCUCAAAUUAUACUAAUGGAAUUACAACUAACUAUGAUUGGAUUACCGAGUAUUUUAAUUAAUGUGUAUAAAUUAUUACAGUGUUGUAAGAAUAGCCAAAAGAAUUAUCGGAUGAUUUUAUAAACACUAUGAAAUACUUUGCAUAAUCAAUUUAGGAUUUAUGUGACAAAAUAUAAUAAUAAUCAAAUAUCUCAAGAGAAUAAAUACUACCAAUUUUAAAUAUUCUAUUCUCAUUAAAUUCAUUUUCUACUUCAUUAAUUUUAUUACUUUAAUAUUCACCCUCAAUAGGAAAAUAAAUGCAAAAUUCCAUCAUAAUUAAUACUGGUAUCUAGAUUUUUGAUGACAAAAUGAAUGAAAUUAAAAGUUACGUUCUGAAAUCUUAUAUGAUAAUCUUUCAAAUUUUGCUCAAUACUCGUAAUAAAUCAGAAGUCAAAAAAGGACCAUUUGGUCCCUAUAUUAAUCCAAUCACCUAACUCUUACUCUAUUCCAUCCUUACUUAUACAAAUAGUGAAACAAUCAAUGUGAUUCUGAAGUAAUUCUAAAACAAUAUAAUUAUAGUAAGCCAUUCCUAAGAAAUAUAAUAACAUACAUGCUUAAAUUGUUAGCAAAUCUUGGAUCAUAAACAGAAUAGUAUCAAAUAUUCUCUGAUUCAAAAGUGCCCUUGAUAACAGAUGUCAUCUAUCCUUAUUUGAUAACAUCCUAAUAAGAGUAUUUAAAAAUGAAAGAAGAACCAGAAGAAUUUGUAAAUCUGGCACUUGAUACUGUUGAUAAAUAAGAGUCUGACAUUCCUAAAACUGCUGCAGCUUAAUUAUUAGAAACUCUAUGUGAUCAUAUAGAUGGAUCUACAACUUUCUUGGCUAACUUGGCUGUUAUUAUUUCAUAAAAUGCAAUUAAUAGUUUGUCAGCCAAACCUGUUUAACUUAAUGAAUAAUAAUAAACAUUCAUUUAAGCCAUAUCUGAAAAGUAAAUAUUUAAAAUAAUACUUUUAGGAAAUUGUUCACUGAAUAUAAUGCUGUUGACAGAAUUGAAAGCAGUUUAAUUGUAUUAACAAUAAUGAGUUAUUUGAUUUAAAAGAGAUAGGAUAUUGUAAGUAUGAUGGAAUAGCUAUUAACUGAUAAUUUAGCAUUUUUCUAAAAUAUUCAACAUCAAAUAAUAAAAGUGAGGUUUUCUUUAUUUUUUGGUUACUAUUGUGAUAAUCUAUUCAAAAAAGAUAUUUAAUCCUAGAGUAUGUUAAUGUAUUUAUCUAUUUUAAUUAACUUUGUUCAACCAUCGGAACCAGUAGUCUUGUAUUAAUCAAUAGAUGCAUUAAAGGAUGUCUUUGAAGAUGAUGAAUUGAAAGGAAAAACUAAAGGACUAGUCGCAGUAGUCUUUCCUUCAUUAUGCAAUGGCUUAACAUUUAGCAUCUAUGAGAGACACUUUGAAAUGAUAAUAAAUCUAUUAAAGAAGUAUCCGCAAGUAUUUCAACAAAAUGAAAAUCUGUUAAUAGGACUUAUGCAAAUUUUGGUCUAAAGGAUAAUUAACGAAUAAGAUCUAAUCAAUAAAGGAGAUUCCCAAAGACACAUUUAUUUGAACAGAUGUUGGAAUAUUAUAAGAUCAUUGGCAGAUUAGAAUGAAUAUACAAAAUUGCUAAUAACUCUUGAAUAAAGCAUCACUCAAUUAUACUAAAUGUUAGCAACUUGCUAAAAAAUAGAUUUUGAUGAGGAUCUGGUUUUGUUCAUCUCCUAAUGUAUCUAAAAGUUGUCAUCAGUCACUCCAUUGUAGAUGUAAGUGUUGCCUCUAUUUUUAAAUGUGAUUCAGAAAUAGAACUGUAGACUAGGAAAUCUAUAUGAAACCCUUAAUUAUUACAUUCAUUAUGGCAGAAAUCAUUUUGUAGAAGAAUCAUACUAGUAAAUAUUUUUCAACUUAGCAUUCUAACAUUUACAUUCUGAUCAAUCCUUUGAAGACAUAGAGUAAGCUGAAGGAGCAUUGCUUAUUUAAUUAGGAAUAUAAGAACUCAAUACAGAUUUAAAGAAGAAUAUUUUGGAAUCAAUUUUAAAAUAAACACUUAAUAUUAUUUCUAAAAAGGAAAUAACUGGUUUACUACGAUCAAGAAUAACUGGAAUUAUAUUGAGUGCACUCUACUCUGUCCCAGAAUUAACUUGUGAAUUAUUGUCAGGAAUGUUUUCAGCUGUAUAUAAUUAAGUUCUUGACACUCAAUAUUCUCCAGGUUAUGACAUCAAAUUGUUUGUGAUUACAAUGUCAUCUUUAAUUAAUAAAUAACCAAAUCUAUUAACUUCAAAAUUAAUAACCACCAUUGUCAAUAAUUUAUUCUUAUAAGACAAGUUUGAAAAAGAGAAUGAAUUAAAGAAAUUGAAUAAGUAUUUACAAUUUUAAUGUUAGUUCUUUUGAUGGCGAAGACUUUGAUGAAGAGGACGAUGAUGAAGACGAUUUUAAUGAUCAGGAUGACAUCAGCGAAGCGCAAUAAUAAAUUGAAUAGUUCUUAAGUCCAAUAGUAAAAGAGGAUGAGUACUCAGUAUUCAAAAAUACUCUAUUUACAAUCAAAUAACAGUAACAUAUUUGUAAUUCUUAGUUAUGCCAUGGGUAUUGAACAACUCAAAAAGGAACUAGAUAAUUAGAUUGUUGUUAAACUUAAUGACUUGAUGUCUUUUAUGAGAGUAAAUACUAAUGAUGGUAUUCAACCUACAAGAAAAGUAAAUCUACUCUUUAUUUAUUAGCUCAUUAAAGCACAAAGAAGAAAGAAGAUUAAUUGA